This is a messenger RNA of Lasiosphaeria miniovina, 1383 nucleotides long. Its product is annotated as phosphotyrosyl phosphate activator protein. NCBI's taxonomy places the organism in Eukaryota, Fungi, Ascomycota, Sordariomycetes, Sordariales, Lasiosphaeriaceae. Gene Ontology annotation, biological process: mitotic spindle organization. Gene Ontology annotation, molecular function: protein tyrosine phosphatase activator activity; peptidyl-prolyl cis-trans isomerase activity. Bases 1 to 1383 code for a protein of 460 amino acids. The record is from RefSeq and is a predicted model, not a curated record. Gene Ontology annotation, cellular component: nucleus; cytoplasm; protein phosphatase type 2A complex. The transcript has a single exon.
AUGGACAGGCCACAAACAGAGCCUUUGGCGCAAACGUCACUGUCAUCGUCACCACCACCGCCAGCGACACCACCGACAAGCAGCAUCAAUCUCAAAGCCCGCAUUCCCAAACUGGAACCGCGACGGAAGAGGGCCGAGCCGUCAAACCCGGUCCCGGUCCCCGAGACGCCCGCCCCGCCGCCACGUCCAGAUGUCUCGACAUUGACCUUCAAGAUGCCCAGCCGGAGGAUCCUGUCGCCUACCGACCACGACCUGUUCCUGGCAUCCCCCGCAUACCGCUUGGUCUUGUCUUUUGUGUUUGGGCUGGCCGAUUCCAUUGUUGACACGCCCAUCUCGGCUGUCAAUGAUAGCGAGCUAAGCGAGCCCGUUAAGACCAUCCUUCGCAUUCUCGAUGAAGCUGAGGCACUGUGUCGGGACUCGCCACCCAACGACCAGGGCGGCUCGCGCUUCGGCAACAAGGUCUUCCGCACCUUUCUCGACAAGAUCAGGCAGCGCACCCCGGAGUGGCACAACGCGCUGCUCGGCCGUCUGCCGUCUACGUCUACGGCGCCCAACAAUCCCGAGGCUGCCCCCGUGACAGCUACUGAGGAGGCGGCCGUGUACCUCAACCAGUCCUUCGGCAACCGCGCCCGCAUCGACUACGGGUCCGGCCACGAGCUCAACUUCGUCAUGUGGCUGCUGUGCCUGUACCAACUGUCGGUACUGGAGCGGUCCGACUUCCGCGCGCUCGGCCUGCGCGUCUUCGCCCGCUACCUCGACGUGAUGCGUCUGGUGCAGUCCAGCUACUAUCUCGAGCCGGCCGGGUCGCACGGGGUGUGGGGGCUGGACGACUACCAGUUCCUCCCCUUCCUCCUCGGCGCUAGCCAGCUGCUGCACCACCCCCUCAUCACCCCGCGCGCCAUCCACCUGGAGCUCACGCUCGAGGAGUUCGCCCACGAGUACAUGUACCUCGGCCAGGUGGCGUUUGUCAACAGCACCAAGACGAUCAAGGGGCUGCGCUGGCACAGCCCGAUGCUCGACGACAUCAGCAGCGCCAAGAAUUGGUCCAAGAUUGAGGGUGGCAUGCGCCGCAUGUUCGUCUCCGAGGUGCUGCGCAAGCUGCCCGUGAUGCAGCACUUUCUGUUCGGGUCCCUGAUCCCCGCGGCCGGUGGCAUGAGCGAGCAGGACCCAACGGCGCUGGGCGCGGCCGACGCGGACGAGGACGCCGAUGAAGGCGGCGAGGUCGACGUCUUCGACGACAAGGACGGCGUCAGGCAUGUGCACCAGCUGGCGGGGUGGGGCGACUGCUGCGGCAUCAAGGUGCCGAGCAGUAUCGCCGCUGCCGAGGAGAUGCGGAAGCGCGGGACUGGCGGCGAGCAUCUGAGGAGGAUACCUUUCGACUAG